Xenia sp. Carnegie-2017 is the source of this 1056-nucleotide messenger RNA. Its product is annotated as mRNA-decapping enzyme 1B-like. Gene Ontology annotation, molecular function: mRNA binding; enzyme activator activity. The transcript is spliced from 8 exons. Gene Ontology annotation, biological process: deadenylation-independent decapping of nuclear-transcribed mRNA; positive regulation of catalytic activity; deadenylation-dependent decapping of nuclear-transcribed mRNA. NCBI's taxonomy places the organism in Eukaryota, Metazoa, Cnidaria, Anthozoa, Malacalcyonacea, Xeniidae. The coding region runs from base 1 to 1056 and encodes 351 amino acids. Gene Ontology annotation, cellular component: P-body. The record is from RefSeq and is a predicted model, not a curated record.
AUGGCGCAGGAGUUUAAAAUCAACCUUGCUGCAUUAAGAAAAAGCGAUGAGUUUAUCGUUGACAUUUUGGAGACCUCGGCACAAGUUGCUUUGUACAAAUUUGAUCCUGUUGGUCAGGAAUGGAAAAAGACAGAAGUUGAAGGCAUUUUUUUCCUGUAUCAAAGGUCAACAACUCCAAAGUUUGCUUUGAUGAUCAUGAACAGAUUGAGCCGAGAGAAUUUUAAUGAAUAUGUAUGCAAAGAAAUGGAUUUCAAAGUUCAACAGCCAUUCUUGUUGUACAAAAACUCCUCAAUGGAUAUUUUGGGAAUUUGGUUCAACAAUGCUGAAGAAUGCACAAAAAUUGGGCAAGCCAUAACAAAUUUAUAUAAAUCCCCACUUUCAGUCAUUGAAAAUGAUAAACGUGGCUCGAGCAUAAUGGAUCUUUUUGUUAAUGCGCAAAAAAAGUUUGAUGAAAAUAGCAAACUUCAAAAUGGCAUCUGUGAAAGUUCGUCAUCAUGUGCUAAAAGUUACAAACAGAAAACCACAUCGCUACCCAAAACAUCACCAACAUUUUCUCUACCUGCUGCUGUGGAGAACGAGGAUGGAGAAGCCCUCCAUGAUCCGUGUAUUGUAAAAAGUUCACCAUUACGAACAUCUUCAAGCGUUCUUUCCCAAUCACUCCCAAUUCAUUUCAAAACAACUACACAAAGAGAGUUGUUUGCUCAAUAUGAGUCGUCGUCAUCAAAUCAUUUUCCUGGUGAGAAAGUUCCAUUGCCAUCAGUUUCACCAUUUACCACUAAAGUUUCCCCAAACAUACCAGAUUCUGUGAAGACAAGAUCAAACAAUGAUCUUGGCACACCACCCCUGCUGUCUCCAAUGGCUUUUAAAACAAGCAAAGCUCAAUCUCAACAAGUGAAAGAGACAAAUGCAAAUAUGCCAGUGCUUAGCAAAGACCAACUUCAAGGAGUUCUAAUUUCUCUCUUAGAGAAGGGAUUUGUUGGUCAUUUUUCUUGUCAGAAUGACUCUGAUUUCAUGGAAAAAAUUCAUGUUGCCUAUAUGAAGAAUCUCAACAGAUGA